This is a messenger RNA of Alternaria burnsii, 3705 nucleotides long. RefSeq lists its product as uncharacterized. The coding region runs from base 1 to 3705 and encodes 1234 amino acids. The record is from RefSeq and is a predicted model, not a curated record. The transcript is spliced from 5 exons. Gene Ontology annotation, molecular function: oxidoreductase activity. Lineage: Eukaryota; Fungi; Ascomycota; Dothideomycetes; Pleosporales; Pleosporaceae.
AUGUCAGAACAACGCAAUAUCGUCGUUAUCGGCGCGUCAGGCGCUGGCCUCCAGGCAACGCAUUACAUCCUCAAGCAUAUUCUGCCUGCUUUGAAGGCCAGGAAUGAUGCCAAGUACCAUGUCUACAACAUCUCGCCAUCUUCGCAAUGGUACUUCAGGGUUGCCUCACCACGUGUGGCAACUUCCACUGAGCGCAUGUCGACGGACAGGGUCUUGCUUGACCUACACGAGGGCUUCAAGCAAUACUCCAAGGAUGACUUUACAUUCAUCGAAGCCUCUGCCACUGGUCUCGAGCCAUCAGCGCGGCGUGUGCUGUUUCGCAGCAACAAGGGACUAGAUGAUGAAUCGUUGAGCUACCAUGCCCUCGUUGUUGCUACAGGAAGUAAGACAUACUUCCAAGCCUUCUCUAUGAGUGCCGAUGCUCGAAGCACCCUAGACGCGAUCAGUUCGACGAACAAUCAGAUCAAGGCAGCGAAGGAGAUUGUGAUCGUCGGUGGUGGUCCAACAGGGGUUGAGUUCGCAGGCGAAGUUGCUGAGCAUCGUAACGGCAAGCCAGGAUGGUUCAGCAAGGUGCAGCCAAACGUCAACGUUACCUUGAUCACGUCGGACAAGCAGCUUCUUCCAGGUCUUCGCCCUGCAAUCGCCAAAACAGCAGAGCGAAAGCUCAACGCGCUUGGUGUAAAGGUAGUGUAUAACACGCGAGUCACCGACUCAACACAGACGGAAGACGGCCACACAUCGCUCACUCUGAAGAACGGUGAUAAGCUUGAAGCAGAUCUCUACGUUCCCGCAUAUGGUGUUCAACCAAACUCUACUUGGCUCCCAGAACAACUCCUCAACGAAAAAGGUUACUUGGUUACUAAUAACUCCACCCUUCGCGUCGACAUGGCAGGCCCUCGCGUCUAUGGUUUCGGCGAUAUUGCAUCGUACUCGCGCAACAACUUCUGGGACAUCAACAUGGCUCUGCCGAUUCUGGCCACCAACCUCAAGCGCGACCUGCUCUCCUUCAACCCCCUCCUCCCUGAAGAGAAGCCGAAGGGUAAAGACAGAUUGUACACGCCUGCUACAACAGAGGGCAUGAUUGUUCCAAUCGGAAGUGGAGGCGGUGUUGGCGCUAUCAUGGGAUGGAAGUGGGUGAGGUUACUCGGCGGCUCGUCCCAGAAGAAGAAGCAGGCCGCCCCCAACAACCCCCAACAGCGGCUGGCACGCUUCCGGCAGCGAUACAAUCAGAUACUGCAAACAUGGCAAAAGUCGACCAACCUCGCCAACGACCGCGAAGCCCUGGGCAACAUCCGGCGCGGCUUCCAGGCCCUCACAGCGAUACUCAGCGACGAGUCCCGUUCCCCGGCGCCGCACAUGUGCCUCCAGUUCUCUGCCGCCCAGCAGAUAUACACGGCAAUCUCCAAGAUAGCUGCGACGGCACACGAUGAGGGUACAGUUAGGGACGCCGUGGCCUUCUACAAUGCGCUCAUCGACAGCGAAGAGGAGGACUUUCUCGAAAACGACGUCUUUGCCGUGUCGCUGAUGAACUUCAUCGACCGCACAAUUGGGUCAGGAAGCAUGGGCAUAGGAGAAGAUAUCGAGGCCGACAUCGUAGAGCUGCUGUUUGGCAUCGCGGCCAAGAUCAGGUUGCAGCCCGAGAUUCUGCAUGUCUGGUUCACCACUACAUCUGCAGAUAACGAGGGACGGCUGCUGAACCAAAAGACCGACUUCGCCGGCGUCACGCAGAAAGAGGACUUUCCGUUGUGUUAUCAGCUCAUUGAUCAUGUCCACCACGAAGGUCGUAUCGGAGACUUUGCACGCACCGGGUUGCUCUACAUAUUCGAGUCUGCAUCUAGAAAAUUGUCAAUACUCCACCCUGCGCAUAACCUGCCCCCUGUCCUACUACUCUCCGACUACACCGAGAUGCAGUCCAACCCGCAAGCAGAGAACUUCUUUACUCCCGAUUUCCAGAGUCAUCUUCUGACGUUCCUGUCAUACCUUGCUUUCUGGCAAGAUGUGCUUGAGCACUGCAGAUCCCUCGACGUAAGGGUUACGUUGAUCGAUCACUUCCAGGCUUUAUUCCUUCAGCAGCUUCUAUAUCCUUCGCUACUUGAGUCGUCUGACGCCGAUGGCGGCUCGUCUGUGGCAGUACUCACAUAUCUUCGUCAUAUCCUAGAUGCGCUGGAUCAUCCAGAGCUUGUCCAUAUGAUGCUCCAGUAUCUACUUGCCCUCCAGGACUACGCAUCCUCAAAGACACCACGGUCACCUGCGGCUGUCAAACGGCGCCAGUCGCUUAUGCUCCUUACCGCCUCCGACAAGGACGACGAUAAGCUGAACCCAUCCUUGUUCAACCUCGUCGAUCUCGUGUUAGGAAGCACAGCGUCGCGCAAUGCACAGACAGUCAUUGCAGCAUUGAAGCUGACCAAUGUUAUAUUGAGCAAAAGCCAUGGAUACGCUCUCGGAUCUCUGGUCAAGGUAAUGAACUUGCAUCAUAAAGAGCAUAACAGAACCAUCGGAUCCCUGAACAAGGAGCUUGAGUUGUAUCUGAACCUCGCUAUUGACCUCGCUGGCAUGGACGGUGUUGAUGAGGCGUAUGAGAGCUACUUGAAAGAUACUCUGAGCCUACUGGAGACGCAUCCUUGCUCGUUGAAGACCAUCGCCUUACCCGCGACGUCUUCGAAGACUCCAGGGUACUUUGACUCAACUGAAGCCGCAACAAGAGAGGUUGAUCCGCACCAACUGCUUCCGGAAGAUCCGCUCUUCCAGUCUCUCAUGGAAUUAUUGCUGAGAUUCUUGACGAACGACGUCGAGACAAAUCUAGCACUUACUGAGGCAAUCAUCACGCUUGGCACCUGCUCCCAGUUACGCCUAGAAGGAUGGUUAUCCGUUGAUCCCGCCGACUACCAUUUUGAAAGCGACGAUCCUGAAGUCGCGUCGUUCACGAAUGAUAAUCUGCGCGCCAUGUUCAUGGCUGAGAGGUUCCCGACAUGGGAAUCUUCUGCUACCCCUCAGCUAUUCGCAUGCCUGAGACAACUCCAGGCGCAAGUCUAUGCCCUGCGUAGUGACAUCAAGGAUUGGGAUGAGCACGUUGCUAGUCGGAAGAACGCUUUCCGCUUUCACCAAGACGUCGUGGAAGAAUCGAAAAUGUCAACACCGCAGUCGAAGCCCGCGCGAGGUCCCUCGGAUAUCCCAGCUGGUUCAUGGACACCGCAGAUACCACAACAUGUACGCAACCAGCCGACGACACCUCUAAGGGCGCAGUCUCCCAGAGGCAGGAAAGAAACGCUGUCCGAAGCCAGAAAUACCCCAGGCGCAUCGCCCGCACCAUCAAGAUACGGAGGCCAGACACUUGUCGGUUCACCUGCCCGUGCCUCGUCCCCUAUGUCAUCAACAUACGCGGUUCAACAGCCUUCGUUGAUGUCAGAUGUCGACGCUAGCAUAUCACAGAUCAGGAUGAGCCAGUUCGGCAAGAGGCGUAUCCGCUUCCGCCGACCGGCUGGAUCAAAGGAGGUUGAAGUCAUGUUAUCGAAGUUUCAGCCGCCACCCAAGGAGCCCUCCGACGACGCGGUAGCUGGCGCUGAGAGUACUGAAGAAGAUGAUAUUCGAGAAGCGAGUUUACUACACAUUAUUACGAACGUAGUCAUACUGCAGAACUUUGUACUGGAGCUUGUCGCAUUGAUGCAGGUUAGGUCGAGUUUGUUUAACGAGGUCAGAUUUAUCUGA